UGCGAGCCGCGGCGAAUCUAUCGGAUUUAGUUAAUGUCCAGCGCUCCGUGGACUCGGAUGUUGCAUCGGCUGCGACUAGCCAUGACAGACGAGCUCGCCUGACUGCACAAAACAGCGCAAACGCUUCUAUUCCUUUCUGCGACGUUUUCUUUUUUUUUUAUAAACCGCACAAAAAGAAACCAUCGAAGCUGUUAACGUACAUCGAGUAACCUGUAGCCCAACGACUGAUCGAUAAUACACAACAGAGAGAAAGCGAGAGAGUGAAAGAGGCUCUUCGAUUAUUUUUUUAAUGAAUUUUUUUGCUCGAGAUUUGAUUGCCUUUUGAUAUAUGCCGGUGAUUAAUCGCGAAAAAGCUAGGUACGCGCGUGGCUCAACGAUACAUCGACGUAGUUCUGUGACCGGCACAGAACAGUCGCGAGAUCCACGUGGACUUGACCGUACGUUUUUGCGUCUCGCAUACCCGAAUUGGAACUAGUCGCGGAUUCUCGAUCGUGACUGAAAUUCGGUGAAAAUUGGUGAAAACACGCUAACGUAAUUUUAUGUGACACGCUGAAGACCUAAUCUCGAGAGACAAGUGUCUCUCUUCUUCAUCGAUCGGCGGAUCCACGAGGUCAUCGCGUUUCAUCGUUCAGAGAGCAAACUCGAUGAGAGACAGGAGGGCACUUGAGAAAAUAGUUGCGAAGUAAAUACAGGAAGAUCGAGCGAGUGAAGGUGAAGUGAAUCGGGGAAGUUAAAGGAUAGGAACUCGAGGAAGUGAAGUAGAAGAAUCGAUUUGGACAAAUUGGUAGAACGUUCGUUGAAUUAUGGAACAAGAACAGGAUACAAAAAUGAAAAGCUCGGCGGACUAUGUAAAGGCCAUUGAGAGCGGCGCUCAACCGUCUCAGGUUAUUGAAACGACGGUGUACAAACGACGAUGGGCGAUUCUAAUGAUCUUCGUGCUGUACAGCGCCAGCAACGCGAUGCAGUGGAUCCAAUACAGCAUCAUCGCGAACAUCAUAAUGGUCUAUUACAACGUGUCCAGUUUUUCAGUUGACAUGACUAGCAUGAUCUACAUGAUAACUUACAUUCCGUUCAUCUUUCCAGCGAGCUAUCUGCUCGACAGAUUCGGGCUCAGGUUCGCAGCUUUGGCCGGAGCAAUCGGAACCACGCUCGGUUCCUGGAUAAAAGUGUUCAGCGUGAGUCCAGAUCGGUUCUGGAUUACUUUCGCCGGUCAAACAUUCGUCGCUGUGAGUCAAGCGUUCGUGCUGUCGGUGCCAGCACGUUUGGCGGCUGUUUGGUUCGGCCCGGACCAGGUCAGCAGCGCGUGCAGCAUCGGCGUUUUUGGAAAUCAGUUGGGCAUAGCAAUCGGUUUUCUCUUUCCACCGAUGCUGGUGCAAAACAGCGAAGAUCCCAACGUAAUUGGCCGAGGACUGCACGUGAUGUUCUAUAUCGUCGCUGCUUUUACCACUACUAUUCUGGUUCUUAUACUUCUAUUUUUCAAGUCUGAACCACCGAUUCCUCCGAGUCCAGCGCAAGCUGUACAAAGGGAGGCUGAAUCCACGGGAAGCUUCUUCGUCUCUGUGAGGAAACUAGUGACAAACACGGGUUACUUGUUAUUGUUGCUCAGCUACGGCAUCAACGUGGGUGUGUUUUACGCUAUCAGCACGCUCCUCAAUCACAUAGUUCUUCAAUACUUCCCUAAUCAUGAACAAGACGCUGGAAGAAUCGGCUUGACCAUCGUGUGCGCCGGUAUGUUGGGCUCUGUGGUGUGUGGCAUUGUACUCGAUAAAACGCACAAAUUUAAAGAGACAACAUUGGGCGUGUAUCUUCUCUCAUUCUUUGGCAUGAUCAUAUUCACGUUCACGAUAGACACCAGUGAAAUAUAUAUUAUUUACAUAACAGCUGGAAUGCUAGGAUUCUUCAUGACCGGUUACCUUCCCGUGGGAUUCGAGUUCGCUGCAGAGUUAACAUACCCAGAACCGGAGGGAACCUCCACUGGUUUAUUAAACGCAGUGUGUCAAAUAUUCGGUAUUGUCUUCACGAUUUUCUACGGUUAUUGCCUGAACGAGUGGGGCGACUUCUGGGCGAACAUCUUUCUUUGUGGCACGUUGGCCCUCGGCACGUUCCUCACCAUCAUCAUUCCCAACGAUCUUCGAAGGCAGAAGGCCAAGUUUUAAGCGUUGAUCUUUCGUGGUCGAAGGUUAAUUGACAGAAAGCCGGAGGAACGAUUGACUAGUCUUCUUUGUGAUCGAUGAUAUUGCGAAAGUAUAGCUUCCGCGUCAAUGGAUGAUUAUUUUUAAAGCGGAUGAGACAGAUGAAUUAUCAAAGGCUGAUCAGAAAUGGUUGAUUCUGUUAAAAUAUUAGAUAAGAUAGGUCCUCACAGCUCACGUUUCUUAUUGUUAUUAUUAUUAUUAUUAUUAUUUCUUUCUUCUACAUGCACGGUAUUUCUUUAAUUUACAAGUUGCAAGUAACUUCACUAGAAUGUUUAAAAAGACUUCAGACGUACAAGACGACAGGAUACUGAUGUAUCUCCAAAUCUUAAUGAUAUAGAUCACCAUUAAGAAGAAACACAUAUGUCCAAAUAUCAUUUUAAGCAAACAUACGAGGUAGAAGAGGAUUAAAGUAAUAACAACGGUAGUCUACAUAAGUAAACAAUAACGUUGGGCAUGGUUCAUGAUCUGAAAUCGUACUGAAAUAUUUCACGUAGCCUGGUAGCUGAAGAGAUCGGAAUAGAUUUACGAAUGAGAUUAAUCGUGAUAUCGUCGACUAUUCGAGCUUAGAGAAUCAAUGGCCUAUGCUCAGACAUAGUUUCUUUUCUCAUGUUUCUUCUUCUUUGUACUGUGGCGACUCUUCAGUAUCGUGGGGUGAGCCUAUUGCGUGUAGGUAACGUGUGGAAUUCCUCUGUUGCGUCUUAAGCGAAGGAAAAUCGAAUGUAGAGCAAGCUACAGAGCCAGUUUUCACGUAGUUUUAAGGGUCAGACACUCUCAUCUCGUUAUUCGUGUUGUUUGAUGAUUCCAAAAACGAGUUUCGCCGAAGAUCCUUUCUUUUCUUUUUUUACUUGUAGUGCCAUCAGUAUUAAUGCCAUUCAGUGUUUUCUAUGGCUCUGAUGAAUGUAAACUGUUGGCCAUAAGUAUUAUUGUUGUAAAAGUAUAACAAAUUUUAUUUUAUUUGAUACUGUACAUUAUGCGAUGCGAAAGAAAUAAGACUAAUAUAGGGGAGUAACAAGAAAAUAGAAGCAACGAAUUUGCACUAAAUAUUAGAAAGUAUCAUAAUACUUAUGGCAGACAAUGUAUAACUUGAGUUAACUUUCGCGCUCUGAGACCUUAAACGAUACGAAUUACGACGAGAGAAUUUAGCGUUAUUACGAUUGCCGUUCCGAACGAAAGCUAGUAUUCGCUGAAAUAGCGAUGAGUCGUUGAAGAUAGUAUUUUCGUGGAAAUCGAGGAGGAACGGAAAGGAUAGUAUCGAUAAUAAUGAUACUUGUAGCGAAUAGAUCAUUCCAGAAAUAUUAUCGAGAUGCUGUGCAUCCGAGCGAUGAGUAAAAUCUACUUAUUCUUGUUACUCGUGUAAAUGUUUUAAUCGAAUAAGUAGAGUAGAUCUCUAAAUAUUGAUCUUUGUGGCGUACAAAUCUAUCAAAUUAUAUUUCCUCGAUCGACGUAACUUGCGCAGAGUGUACCGUACAGGAUCUUAAUAAGCGUUCGCGAAGCUGUUUGAUCUUCAGUAAUCAUACUUAGGUUGCUCAUUCGCGAUAAAACCGAAGCAAUGCGGAAGAUAUCGAUGGAAGCAGUAUUUUUGAAACGCAAAUGAGAUAACGAAUGUUACAUAGUUGUGGAAAAAGUCUUUCAAAAUUUGCAAAUUUGCCUUUUAAAAAUUACUGUACUCGUAUUUAGAAAUUUACUGUAAAUGAUUCUAUCAAUUUAGUUCUAUAGUUGAAUCGAGUGGAAGAUGAAAUGACAUGGAAGAUGAUUUUAAUAGAAUCGAGCGGUUUUUACGGUCUAUCCGGUUUAAUAAGAAUUUUCGAUAAUUCAAUGACCCAGAAACGGCGCGAAAUAUGCGACCCAUCGAAGGAGCAGAUCGCUCCACUAGCACAGAAACUCGAUUUACAAGGUGGUCGCCUCAAGCCCCGAUUAAGCUUGCCUGAAAUUAUCGAGGAAAAAUUAAUUAUCGCGCGAAGGUCGAUUUGGACAAGCUAACAGAUACCUGAAAAUCAAUUUUUCUCCUAGUUGAAAGUGGUUUAUAGGGAGCGUUGAAACGUCGUUAGACUUCGGAUUCUAUUUUAGAUUACAGAGAAUCGAUGUUAUCAUUAUUAUAUAGAGCUAGAUCUAGAAUAAAGCAUUUCGCCCGUUUCGAAUAUUUCCUCUAACAAAACAAACGACAAUAAUCGUAGCUACGCGUACAAAACGAGUAUUAAGAGAAACAUUGUGAAACACUGUAGUGGUAAUUGUCGUAGAUCACCGAUGUGUGUACUAAUUGUGUACUAUUUUUUAUAGGAUAUUAUCGUGUGUCCUAAAGUCGCGGGGCCAGUCGCGUAGAAACGAAAAAGAUUGACAAUAAACCUAUCAGUAAGAGAAACAAGGAUUUCAGAUCGAUAGAGAUAUAGCUUUCUUCUAUUUUUGUAACAUUCCGAACGCAGAGAAACAUUCAAAGUAAAAUUGCACACCGUUUACUUUCGCUUGUGUUCUUAGAUUUUUUACAUUAAAAAGAAAGAAAAAAGAAAAAACAGGAAGAACCACUUGUUCUACUUUCUUCACUUGCAAAGAUGCAUUAAACGCGAUGAAAAAUCUCUCAAGGAACAAAAGUUCCCGGAGAUGUUUGUCAAUUAAUUGUCACGAAUUUUUCAAAGAAUCGAAAUCACAAAACGAAUGGACAAUUCGAAGAUUUACAGAUAUAGAGGCACACGUGUACGGAUAUAUGUGUAUAUUUUGUCAAAUCGAUGUGUAUAUUUCACGUGUGUAUUUUAUUCGAAGUCGUGUACGUCUCUGUGCAAAGCUGUUUCAAACAUAUCUUUUAUAGAACGAUAUUAUUGAACAAUAUUAACGCGUUGACUGCCACGUGUUUUUGUACAAACGAAUUUUGUACACCGGAAACCUCAACAGGUCACAAAAUACUGCACAGCAACAUUUGAUUCUUAUAACCUAUUAUAUUAUAUUUGCGCGCUUUUUCUCUGACAAUAUUACAUAAGUCACUCACAUUGGAAAUUUCUCAGUCAUAAUCUAUUUAUUUGAACCAUUUUAAAAAAUUUGAUGACAUGGAUCACCGAUGACCAUCGUAGCAGUUAACGUGUUUAAGAUUGUUACGAUAGUUACCAUAUCUCGAUGUAAUUUAAAGACAAUAUUAAAUGUUAACACGUGUCGAGUUUGUUAAAUAGUCUGCUAAACAGAUGUACCGAUAAUCGAUAAUGAGGAGUUUCGAAUGGUUUUUAGUAGCGCCAGCUUUUUUUAAUUGAGAUAGGUUAUUCGUGAAUACGCGCUUUUAUUUGUGUAGAGAAAUAGAAAUGUAGAAAUCGGAAGCUUGCUGCCGAAGAAAUAUGUAAAAUGCGUGGAAGGUUUUAUUACGAUCUCGUUUAACUAAUUUUGCUGCAUCAGCAACGACUAACUUUUUUAUUGAAACGAAAACUAUACAACGUACGUACUUUCGUAUAUCCGAGUGGAUGUUUUAUUAACUGAUUAACGUCGAAACGGUAAAAUAACGCAUAAAGGUUACGUAAAUGCAACAUCAUUGAAAAACGUGUAUUAUUUACGCGUUACUUUGCCAAGGUAGGAAAAACUGUUAAAGUAUCAGAUACUUUACAAAGUCACUAUUCGAGUUACAAAAUUUCCAUGAUUAAAGAAAAAUGUGAAGCUAUCGAAAAGCUACCAUCUCACUAAUUUCGGCGAGCUUGAAAUAUGUUAUCAAGGUCAUCGUUUUGAACAACUUUUCCCUAUACAUAUAACAGGUGUUCUGUUCCAGUUUUCGAGUUAUACACAAAAGCUCCUUUGAUAUUAUAUAUAUACUUUACUUCUAUAUUUUAUACAAAAUUGUACAUUAACAUUACAAAGUACAUUAAGAUUGUACAUUAGACAUUGUAAUUGAAGAGUGCUUGUUGAAACGCUGAAAGUAAACUUACGCACAAAUGUAGUCCAAAUUCAUGAAACAGAACAAGUGUGUUUGUAGAAAAGCACGUACGUGCCACCUCUUAGUUGUAGAUAAAACUCAAUGUUCCAUUCGUUUAAGUAGAUGGCAUGUACAAAAGCCAUAAAUCACUUAACUAACGUCUAUUGGCGCUUAUAUUUUUUUCCAUAGAGGCAAUGUUUUAACACCAUUUUCUAACGUUAUUGUUAACUACUUAGAAAGGAUAAUUGCACUUAGCUACUAUACUGUAGUAUUCUCAGUUGGUACAUUUUGAUUGGAAUAUUUUUCAAUAAAAAUCGAAAUUUUCUUUUGCCAUUCAAUUUUACCACUUAUAAUGUUGUGUACAAACACUCUUCGAUUAUUGCGUGCAUAUAGAUGUGCGUUUCCAAAUUAAAACUUUGUCAAUGUAGUUGCAUCGUUAUCGGUAAGUGCCUCUCAUGGUAACCGAGUACGCUUGUAACAAAUAGAAUUUGACAAAAUUUCUAAUGGAAUGCACAUCGUACUUAUUCGUAACUUGGAAUUUUCUCUUCUUUUUAACGUCACUGAAUUUUAAUCGCUGAUUUAUAUCACCACCGUCACUUAAAUAACCUAACGCUACUUAUUUGGAAUUCAAUGACUGGAGCUUUUACUAUUUUUGCCAUUGUUUAUACGUUACUAUGGAGAUAAAAAAUGCGACGUUAAAAUUCACGAGGAGAUAACAGAUUCGACAGCUUCACAAGAUAUAUAUGAUACGAAAUAUGCCUUUGUGUAUAACUUGAAAAUUAAAAUAAAGUACCCAUUAUAUGUACAGGCAAAAGUUGUUUAGAACGUACCUUUUCGAUAGGUUGACCAAAACAAAAUAAUUUAUCAUUAAUCAAUUUGUUCAAUCUUUACAAAAUCCUAGACUCUAAAUGCAAAAAAAGGAAUGAAUCAAACCUUCAGAUUUUCUCUUCUGGGUUGCAAUGUUAAAAGGAUUCGAUAAUAUAAAUUAACCAAGAGAGUGGUAAGAGUCGUGUUGCGUUAACGUAACAUUAGUCGAUAAUGAGUUAAGCAAGUUAACAGUCACUGAAUGACUGACUGGUUCGUAUUAUUCUUUCCUUGCUCUCUUUUUCUCGAGAUAUACUUCUAUUUACCUCCUAAGAAUCGAUUGAUGAAUUUUUGUCGUAUUAAAUCCUCAGACGAGAAAAAGAGAAUAAAGCAAAAAUAAAUCGAGUUUGGAAUAUGAUUCGUCCUUGAUUGACCGACCAACGAUAUUAUAGUCUUCCGUUCUUUUUUUUAAUUUCGCAUCUUCGAACGUCGUAUUUAUUAUUCGUUGGCCGCUCAUUUUGUAAUUAAAUUUUAAGCUCGCAACGCGUUUCCAUUUGUUUCCUCCUCCCACGAGCGUAUUAAUUUUUAUGCGAAAUCGUCUUGCGCGUUCUCCUUAAAUAGCAGGAAACGCGCACGACAAAAGUCAAAUAAAAGUCUCUGUGAUUGUUGACAAUAUCCGCUAUUUGAUUAUCUUUUGAAUAUGUAGAGCGAUAAGAUGCUUCGAAGAUUUAAAGCUUUAAGAUUAAUCUGUAUGUUAUUGUUACCGUGUAGUCCCGUUACAAACAAAUCGAGAAAUAAAUAUAUUGAGAAAUAUUUACGAUA
Molecule: messenger RNA, 7698 nt
Organism: Bombus terrestris (buff-tailed bumblebee)
Lineage: Eukaryota; Metazoa; Arthropoda; Insecta; Hymenoptera; Apidae
Exons: 10
Coding region: 804-2156 (450 amino acids)
Biological process (GO): transmembrane transport; heme export
Cellular component (GO): membrane
Molecular function (GO): heme binding; heme transmembrane transporter activity
Source: RefSeq, a predicted model, not a curated record